Monascus purpureus is the source of this 635-nucleotide messenger RNA. The record is from the annotation of a GenBank genome assembly. NCBI's taxonomy places the organism in Eukaryota, Fungi, Ascomycota, Eurotiomycetes, Eurotiales, Aspergillaceae.
AAUAACUCAAUAAACAAAUACAAGACAAUAAUAAAAUGGGACCCCCCCGCCGAAAAGUCCUAGCAACAGCAGAAGAAACCCUAACCCCACCAGACGACCUAUCAGCCAGCCAACAAAUAGCGCGUGUCAUCAAGGCAACAGGCAACAACAUCUACGCCGUGGAACUACCCUCGAAGGAGUCCAUGCUGGUGGAAUUGCCCGCGCGGUUCCGGUCGACUAUCUGGAUCAAGCGGGGGUCCUUUGUGCUGGUUGAUACCAAUGCGAUGCAGGAUCGGGAGAAUAAGCUCCGUGGGGAGAUUGUUAAUGUUGUGAGGGAUGAGAAGAGGUGGCGGAAAGAGAAGUAUUGGCCCAAGGAGUUUGUUAAGCAGCCUGCUGCUGCUUCUUUGGGUGAUGAUGAGGAUGAGGAUGAGGAGGAAUCGAGAGUGGGUAAGAUGCCUUCGUCUCAUGAGUCUGAUGCGUGAAUGGCAUGAAAUGUGGAAUGUUUGACAAAAGUUCAACUGUAUUAUCUGUAUUAUAUGGAGUUUGGAUUGGGUGUUGAAGCUGCUUCUUUGCUUAUAUGAGCCAUUGAUUCUCAUUAUUAAACUGUUAUGAUAGAAAACAAAAGUGAACAGAAAAGAGGACUUGUUUUAUUGGGA